CAAUCAAAAGGAAAAAACAAAAAACACAUUGAAGUGUGAAAUUUGUGUCAUGGAAUCUGAUGUUAUCAAACAAUAAAUUUCUUCAAUAGUCAAAAAAUGGCGCACUUAUUAGCACUCUACUUUGGUUUGCAGGCAAUUAAUAGCUUGAAGAAUGUCGAUUCAACUGCUUUGCUUCAGUUUCUUCACCCAAUUCUGAACAUGCUUCUCCAUCUUAUAGGAAAUGGUGGAGAAACCCUUCAGGUUGCAGCAUUCAGAGCCAUGGUUAACAUCUUGACUCGGUAUGUUGUUUGGUUAUUGCAUUGAUUGAAACUUGCUAGGAUUUGUCAUUCAUCAUCAUUAGAACAUAGAGACACAUGAGUUUAUGGAGGAUAAACAGGUUUGAUCAUU
Molecule: messenger RNA, 387 nt
Organism: Rubroshorea leprosula
Lineage: Eukaryota; Viridiplantae; Streptophyta; Magnoliopsida; Malvales; Dipterocarpaceae
Source: the annotation of a GenBank genome assembly